Molecule: messenger RNA, 1185 nt
Organism: Thermochaetoides thermophila DSM 1495
Lineage: Eukaryota; Fungi; Ascomycota; Sordariomycetes; Sordariales; Chaetomiaceae
Product: diphosphomevalonate decarboxylase-like protein
Exons: 2
Coding region: 1-1185 (394 amino acids)
Biological process (GO): isoprenoid biosynthetic process; isopentenyl diphosphate biosynthetic process, mevalonate pathway
Cellular component (GO): cytosol
Molecular function (GO): diphosphomevalonate decarboxylase activity; ATP binding
Source: RefSeq, a predicted model, not a curated record
AUGGCCGACAAUACGGUGUAUCGCGCCAGCACCACGGCGCCUGUCAACAUUGCCGUCGUCAAGUACUGGGGGAAGCGCGAUGCCAAGCUUAACCUCCCGACAAACAGCUCGCUGUCGGUGACCCUCGCCCAGUCUGAUCUGCGCACGCUGACGACCGCGUCGUGCUCGGCCACCUACCCGGAAGGCGACACACUCAUCCUCAAUGGCGAACCCUCCGACGUCUCAGGCGCCCGUACCCAAGCCUGCUUUCGCGAGCUGCGCGCCCGCCGCGCCGCCCUCGAGGCCGCUGAUCCGUCGCUCCCCAAGCUCUCGACCAUGCCGCUCCGCAUCGUGUCCGAGAAUAACUUCCCCACGGCUGCAGGUUUGGCGUCGUCCGCGGCGGGCUUCGCGGCCCUUGUGCGCGCUAUCGCCAACCUGUACGAGCUGCCUGCUUCGCCGUCCGAGCUCAGCCUGAUUGCCCGGCAGGGCUCCGGGUCGGCAUGCCGCAGCCUAUUUGGCGGGUAUGUCGCGUGGCGGAUGGGUGAAAAGGCGGACGGCAGCGACUCGUUGGCCGUGCAGGUGGCUGAGGCAUCGCACUGGCCCGAAAUGCGGGCGCUGAUUCUGGUCGUGUCAGCAGCCAAGAAGGGCGUCAGCUCGACGUCGGGCAUGCAGCAGACUGUGGCGACAUCGGGGUUGUUUAAGGAGCGCAUUGCUACCGUUGUGCCGAAGCAUAUGGAGGCUAUGGAGAAGGCUAUCAAGGAGAGGGACUUUGCUACCUUUGCAGAGAUCACCAUGCGCGAUUCGAACUCAUUCCAUGCUACCUGCGCCGAUACCUACCCGCCUAUCUUUUAUAUGAACGAUGUCUCAAGGGCUGCCAUUCGCGCCGUCGAGCAGAUUAACGACGCUGCUGGUAGGACCGUGGCCGCGUAUACUUUCGAUGCUGGCCCGAAUGCCGUCAUCUACUACCUGGAGCAGGAUACGGACAUUGUUGUCGGCACUCUGUACAGCGUUCUGGGUGCUGGAAUUGACGGAUGGAAGCAGUCGAUUGUUGAGAGCCUGAAGCAGCCGGCUGUGACACUGGAUGAGGCUGUGGCCGGGCUGCUGAAGGGCGGUGUCAGCCGUGUAAUUAUGACUGGUGUGGGCGAAGGUCCGCAGAAGACAGAUGAGUAUCUAGUUGCUGAGGACGGCACGCCUGUCAAGAGGUGA